Mirounga angustirostris (Northern elephant seal) is the source of this 5604-nucleotide messenger RNA. It is a transcript of the gene CUNH8orf58, whose product is annotated as chromosome unknown C8orf58 homolog. The transcript is spliced from 7 exons. The coding region runs from base 3529 to 4719 and encodes 396 amino acids. The record is from RefSeq and is a predicted model, not a curated record. NCBI's taxonomy places the organism in Eukaryota, Metazoa, Chordata, Mammalia, Carnivora, Phocidae.
AUGGCCGCAACUGAGCUGGCACGAAUGAAAUCAUAGUACAUGGCGACGAGUGCCAAGAGCUAAUGUGGGACAUACAGGCGUGCCCUGUGAGUACAGAGCAGAGGGCAUCUGUGUGUAAGGGUGAACAGGACUUGGACAGGUGCAGCAGACGAAUGCCGACAGAUGGGGGUGAGUGCAGGUGGGAUGCUCAGUUUAGGGCAGUGGCUAAAGGAUGUACCAAGAGAAGACUGGAAAGGGAGAUGGGAGCCUUGAAUGCCAGAAGAAAUGGUUUGAACUUCACCUUGAGGCUCUGGGAACAUUUUGGACAUUUUAAGCAGGGAAGUGACAGGUUGGAAAAGGGGGGUGGGAAUAUUAACAUGGUCAGAUCCUCACCUGUAACAAAGCUUGGUGGGCCAGCAGUGUUCUAAGGCGUAGAGGAGAACAGAUGUGGAGUGGAGACCCUUGUGAAAGGGGUAUGCCGGAGAGUUGCUGAAUGCCUUUCCAAGGCUGGAUGGGUACAAGCUGAAAUCCACCUGUUUAGUUGUGGCAGGCAGCUCUCCUUCCACGGCCGGAGGGUUUCAGAGCACUCUGCAGCUACACAGCCAGCCCCAGCUUGGGAGCAAACUGGGGAAGAUGCAGUUACUAGCCAAACCCACUGGUCAGAGGAGAAGGCUGGGGGCAGUCUUUGAUCUUUUACCCCUGGCCUCAACUCCACCCCAAGCCAGCUGUGAGCGCCCACCCCCCAUGACCCAGACAUAGUACAGUGGUGGUGGGGGGGGAACCACCUAAUUUUAAGACAGCAAUUUGUCCAGUGCUGUGCCCUCUUCACUUUUUUCUGCAUCUGGGGGAAAAACUUCAGAAAUGAGGACAGAUUCAAGUUGGAAGUUCCCCGAGAGAGCAUCUAAUAUAGCCCCCUUCAGUUAGAGAUGGGAAGGUGACAUUCCCAAAGUUACAUGGCUAGAUAAUUCUAACAUACAGAUGUGUUAAGUGCUUUAAUCCUCACAAUUCUGAAGUAGGUAUUGUUAUCCUCCUUGUUCUAUAAAUGAAGAACCUGUGGACAGGGAGUAUGAGUAGCCAAGGACUCUGAGCUGGUAAGGGGAGGGGCUGGCAGUGGAACCUGGAGUCUGAAUCCCGCAUUUCUGGUUUGGGGUGGGGGGCUUUUGCCCCUCCAUCACGAGAGGCUGCCUUCCCGGCCACAAGGUAGGUCACCAUGGCUCCCAGCCAUCUCUAUUCUGGCAGGAGCUGCCCCCAGCCUCUUGGCUUUGCCCUUCCUCCCACAGGGUCUAGCUCAGUGCUGAGCUUGCAGGAAAUGUGCUUCCUGAAGCUGGGACUUCCCCACGGAGAUUGAGGGGCAGCUGGGCAUCCCUGCCUCGGCCUGAGGGAUGACUCUGCUCAGCCACUGUGUGUCUCAGGAACUCAGGGCAGCCGCUCACCUGUUAGGUGGGCAUCGAGGGGGUGGCUGAGCGGCCCUUGCCACUCCUUCACGCACCGCUUGAAGGGAAUGGAUUCUCCUCUGGUAGGAGGCAGGGUGGGAGGUGGUCAUGCAGGGGUACAGAGCCCUCUGGGUGGUCACAGAGCUGCUCCAGUCAGGGCUUCAGAAGGCAGACAGGAGGGAAGUGUGUGGCCCCCAUGAGGGAUCCCCAUCACCGUGAGGGCUCAGGCAUAUCUGCAUGGCAGGGAGGCCCAGGCACGUGGCCUGGAAGGGAGUGUGCUUGGGCGUGUGUUGGGGGGGGGGGCUGUGGGUUCUUUUGAGCCCACACAAAGCCUUGUGCUGAGACACUGCAUUCCUGCUGGCCUGGCUUCCUGUUCCAGAUGCAUUCCUGCCCCAGAGUCACCAGGGAGACUGCUUGGAAUCUGGCCCCACAUUCUCCAAAUUCAGGGCGAGAUCUGGCAGAGGUUCCCUCCCUUUCCCUCCCCACCCUCUCACUUUGGAGGAAGGAAGCCACCUGAUAGGCCAGCCCUCCAACCCUCCUACCUAGGGAGGGCUGGGGUGGGGUCUGACACUGCCUGUGGGGUUUGGUGCCACACAUCCUGUUGGACAAGCAUAAAGCAGUUCCUGCCAGGCCCUGCCUUCUGUUUCCCUGUCUAUAUCUGGGAAAGAGGAAUGGAGUGGGGUUGCUGUCUAGGAGGAUAGGGUUAAGAGGGCGCAGCCCAGAGGACCUAUGCCUGGCAGGGAAGGGCUUAGCCUGAAAAUCAAGGUGUUAAGAGAUGGCAGGUAAUUCAGACACUAGGCUCUCAUUCUUUCUCCAGCCUUGGCUACAGGCCUCAGUUUCCCCAUAUUAUACAGUUAGAAUCUUCUAGUUUGCGGCUCUCUGAUAAGGCUCUUGUGUAAGGAAGGUGUUUGCGGAAGGGUCUGAAGGAGCAAGGAGCAGAAGAGGGUGGGCAGACUGUUUUCUCCUCUCCCAGUUAACAGCCACUUCCUUCCAAGGGCUCCAGCUCCAGCCCCUCCCCCGGAGGCUCAGGUGCAAGUUUGCACGUCCACCAGCUCCCUUAUCUGCCUCCAAGGGAUUUGGGUCCUGCUGGGAUUUUUCCAGUCCUGUCACCUUCCUCAGGAGGAUGAGGUUUCCUUAGAGGCCAGCAGCCCCCCUGGUCACCAGGCUGUGUUCCCUUCAGCAGCUGCCUGGGCUCCUAGCCUCCUUUCAGGCUGGGAGCCUUUGAGGGUGAGGGAUGGUGGAAUCUCAGGACCAAAAGACGGUGGGGUGGGGACAGGGAAGUAUUUACGCUUCCACCGCCUCCAGGCUGCUUCCCUGUCCCCCUGGCUCACUGCCCCAGAUCCUGAAGCCCCCCACCCCCAAGCCCCAGCUUUAGGGUGCUCGGGUGAGGGAGACAUAUGGGACGAGGAGGGGAUUCAGAUCUAGCCCAGGACUCAAGGCGCUCUACAGUUGUUGGAAAGGAUUUCCAUGUGGACAGGGAUCACUUCCCCCUUCCAUCGCGUCAGCUUUCUGAGUGGCUGAGUGACUUGCCCCAGGCACACAGCUGGGAGCGCAGGGACAACCUUGUCCCGGUCAGCGCUCUUCCCGCAGCCAGCACGUGGGGCUCCAUUUCCUUCCGCGCUCCCGUCCAGUCCCCGCCGACCCUCCACCCCCAUCCCCCGGCUGCAUUUCGGCGGCAGGAAGACAGACCAGCAUGUGAACCGGGAGGGGGGGUGCCGGGUAACCCCGCACCUCGAGCCUGACAGCGUCCGUAGGCGGGGGUCUCCGCUCCUCGGCCGGCGGCGGGAGCGCUGGGCUGCCCGGAGCCCGAAGGACGGCGGAUCGAGGCCUUUUCCCGGCUCCCCGGCGCGCCCCGCGCGUCCCGGCUCCCAGGCCCCGCCCCCGCCCCCCGCGGCCGCUCCGGGCGCGCCCCCGCCCCCUGCUGCCCGCACACCUGCGCGCCCCUCCCCCCUUCCCCUCGCUCCGCGCCGGGAGGGUCCGCGGGCCGCGCCCAGCCGGGGCCGGACGCGCGUGUGAAGCCGCCCGCCAGACAGCGGCGGGGGGACGCUGGCCCGGGAUCGCGGGCCGGCUGCUGCGGCCGCGGCCGGGGCGCCGCGUCGGGGCCGGGAGCAGGGCCAUGCUGGGCCGGCGGCGCGUCUUCGCCGUGGAGCCGCUCGGCGGCCGGGAUGGGGUUGGUGAGGACUUGGCACACGGUUGUGUAGUACCUGGAGUCAGCAGCACCUACCGACGGAUCCCGGACGCUGCUCAAGGUGGCUCGCUGGACUCCUGGAAGGGAGAUGGCCAGCUGAGAGGUCUCAGGAGGCAGGAGCCACUUCUCAAACUGGCCUCCCGGGACUCAGGAGUGGAGAUGGUGGUUGGGGACAGCCUCCUGGCCACCUCACCGGGCCUUUCUCAGGACUCUCUGGACUUUGAGCCCACAGGGAGCCCUGAGCCCCUGGCCCUUGCUUCCACGGAGCCUCCUGCCCACCUAGGCCGGCUUCUGGCCAGCCGUAAGCUGGAGCAGGUGCUGGAGCGGUCCCGCCAGCUUCCGACUUCCCCUGCCAGUAUGUCACAACGCCCCCGCUCCCUGAAGUCCCCCAGCGAGCCUGAAUGUGAAAUGCCCCCUUUUGGAGCCGGGGAACAGGAGGCCACUGAGGCAGAAACUGACCUGGAGGCAGGCCUGGAAGAAGCAGAGGUGGCGGGGGGCCUGGGGCCUGAAGCCCGGGCCUGUCUCCCAGGGCAGGGUCUCCGCUACCUGGAACACCUGUGCCUGGUGCUGGAGCAGAUGGCAAGGCUCCAGCAGCUCUACUUGCAGCUGCAGACCCAGAGGCCCCCACGGGUGAGUGAGCCGCAGGGCCGGCAGGCCAGCAGGGGCCAGGAUCCUGAAGCGGAGGAAGAGGAGGAGGCGGGGAAGCCCACCCUGGCCCCCUCACCGCCACCUUCUCGUGCCCCAGGCCGUGAGGUGCACAGACUGCCCAGCCAGAUGCAGGAGACAGGGGCAAAAUCAGCUGCGCCCCUAAAGGUAGGGCUGCCCGGUGUCAACCCUCCCAUGCUGUUAGAGGCUGCUGCAGAGCCCGCUCACAUCUUUCCAUCCUCCCAGGGACACAAGCGGGAUCUCUCCCACUGGAACAAGGUCAAGGUCCUGCUCAACCGGAUCCGUUGGAGGAGCCCGAAACACCCUGAGUCCCCUGCCCCUCUUGAUGGCCCUGCCCCUAGGAUUGAGUCAAGGGGCGUCCCUGAAAGACCUCCAUGCCAGCCCCUCCGGAAGACCUUUAUGCCAUCAUUUGUGGUUAAGAAGCAACGAGCAAAAAACCUUUCUGUAUGCUGAGACCUCCUGGUGCAGGGACGUGACCCUGCGUGGGGGUGUGUGCAGUGAAGUUGUCUUCCUCGCCCUUUGCCCUGUUGCUGCUUCUGGGCACUGCCAGGAAAAGCUGCUGAUGCUCACCCUUCUCUCUGAGGAGAGGGCUGGAUCUUUCUCCUCUGGGCAGCCUGGAAGAGGAGUCCUGGUUCCCUGAGAGGCCCCAAGGUGCGGCAGCCUCCGGGCUCCUUGCUGGUUGCCAGAAAUCCCUGGGCCUAGUCAAUGUGAACUAACUUAUUUAUCAGGAGUCCAUGGAACGUGUUUGGCAUGGUGAUCUCCUGGGGCCUAGUGUGUCACAGAUGUGUAUUUGUGCAAAAUGAUACAUGUAUCUCUGUGAGUCUGUCACUGUUGUGAACUGGCUGGAUACAACCGUUUCUUCUGAAUCAUGCACUCAAAGGGUUGGUCGUCUGGGUGAGGUAACUGCGAAAGGAUGGAACUGAACUUCAUUCCUCAGUGGGCAGUUACUGAUUUGGAGUCCUGCUUUCCUUCUCAUACCUUCAUGGGUAGCCCCAGGACGGGCGGGGCGGGGCUCCUAUCUUGGGUGCCUCUGCAUGGAGUCUUGCCUGUGAAACAGAGCCCCUGAAGACCAAACCUGGAAUGGAAGGGUCAGGGACAACAUGGAGAAAAGCAGAGUAAGCUUCAAGGUCUGUCUUCAGCUGCUUUGGUCCCUAAUAACCUUUACAUAUCAGAGCAGAAACCAGAGACAUACUAGCUUUUAGACCUUGACAAAAAUCCCUUAACUUUUCUGAGCCAUAGCUUCCUACUUAAUCUCCCAAAUGGUUUAAUGAUACCUGCCCUACCUACCUCACAGUCUUAUUAUGAAGAUAAAAUGAGAUUAAACUGUCUUGAAGUGCA